Messenger RNA from Alternaria viburni, 1899 nucleotides. RefSeq lists its product as uncharacterized. The transcript has 4 exons. Bases 1 to 1899 code for a protein of 632 amino acids. NCBI's taxonomy places the organism in Eukaryota, Fungi, Ascomycota, Dothideomycetes, Pleosporales, Pleosporaceae. Gene Ontology annotation, cellular component: membrane. The record is from RefSeq and is a predicted model, not a curated record.
AUGGCAAGCUCAAUUAGUAUCGCUCAUGCUACGCUGGACUGGAAACGACAGAAUCCGCCCAAGGGACCAGACUUCGAUUGGGAAAUGUACCGUUAUGUUCCUUCUAUGGCUGGAGCGAUCGUCUGCCUCGUUGUGUUCCUCGUGAUGGCUUUUCUACAUCUGUACCAGUUUCUCAAGUCGAGGAAUCGGAUUAUCGUCUUUGUGGUCAUCGGCGCUCUGUGCGAAGUUGGCGGAUACGGCGCACGCAUCGCUUCUCACUUCGACAACCAAGCUUGGGGCCCGUACAUUACUCAAGGUGUACUGACACUUGUCGGUCCUCUGUGGUUCGCUGCGACCAUCUACAUGAUGCUCGGCCGUACCAUCAGACUCGCCGGCGGGGAAGACGUCAGUCUGAUCCCAGCGAGAUGGUACACGAGGAUCUUUGUUACCGCGGAUGUCACAACGUUGAUUAUCCAGGGCUUGGGCGCCAGUAUCAUGGGCACCAUGCAACUCGCUCUCGCUCUCGCAGGCGAGAAGAUCGUCAUCGCGGGCCUCGCACUCCAAGUCGCUACCUUUAUUGUCUUCCUCGCCGCUUCAUUCGACUUCCAGAUCCGCAUGAACAAGAAAGCCGAUCAUGCAUCAACAGACUGGAAGAAGAUGCUAUACAUACUCUACAGCGUCAGUGCGCUGAUCUUGUUCCGCUGCACGUUCAGACUCAUCGAGUAUGCCAUGGGCAACGCUGCAACAGACGCCUACCGCACCGUCGUAUCCUGCGACGAUGCUAUCAUCCAGAACCUACACAAAGAGACCAUACCCCAACUAAGCAUCUCCAACCCAUUUCUCCUAUACGCUCUACUUGGUAUGACAGCAACCUACAGCAACAACAUGACGCCCAACAAGACGGUCGAAAAGCAAGCCCUACUCUACCGCCAAAAGACGUUCUCGACCUACAAAGAAGCCCUCAAGAACAUCACAGCCGAAAACUACGAAGCCGUUCUCGUAACAGGGGGUCUUCUCCUCGCGCUCGUCCCCGGGCCAGCCACCGACACAGACGAAGAUUACCUCGAAUGGGUGUUCGGCCUCCUCAAACUAAGCGAAGGCCUGCGUAUCCUCGCUUCCCUCCGCUGGGCCCAAGGCAUCGAGAAACUCUCCGUGUACCCGUUAGUACGCCGGGAAAUCAAGACGCUGCCACCGCCACCCAUCGUAGAUGUCGCAGGCAUCGAAGCGCCCAUCGGUCCUCUGGGAACCACACCUGAUAACCCAAAUCCAGCACCGACAUACACGCCCAUCCAUUUCCCCACGCAAACCCGCCUCUUUCUUCCACCGCCCCUGAUGCAACUCCUCCAAAGCGUUAUCCGAGGAAAGGAGUCAGGAACGCUAGAUUGGCACCGACCAACCCUUCUCCCCGUCUUCCAUGCCUUAUCCCCCAUCUUCCUAUCUCUGUAUUACUACGGGCUAGACUCUGACUUCUACGUCCGCAUCUUCGUCUGGACGUCCUUCCUUAUGCCAGACUACCUUCAGUUGAUGCGGGACAAGGAACCAAGGGCUCUGGUGCUAUUCGGGUGGUGGUUGACGCUGGCGAAUCUAGCGCCGAAGGGGUGGUGGACGGGGAAGCGAGUGCGUAAGACUAUUGGGGCGAUGGUGCGGGCGAUUCAAGCGCAGCCUGUGGGGGAUGGUGGGUUUGCAGAGCGCGUUUUGAGGAGUGCGUUGAGGAUUGUUGAUGUUGUGGAUAGGGAGGGGAAAGAGGCGGCGGCUAAGGCGGUGUUUGACGAUUGGCCUGGUGUUAGUUGGGAGGAGGGGCCGGGGAGGGCUCAGGCGUGGGAGUAUGCUCAGCUGGUGGAUUUGGGGGAUUUGGAUGGCGGUUUGGAUAUGGAUGCUGCUGUGGGCAUUGAUCUACAGGAGCUUGGUAUAUCGGUUUAA